Molecule: messenger RNA, 2698 nt
Organism: Chrysemys picta bellii (western painted turtle)
Lineage: Eukaryota; Metazoa; Chordata; Testudines; Emydidae
Gene: SVOP
Product: SV2 related protein
Biological process (GO): transmembrane transport
Cellular component (GO): membrane
Molecular function (GO): transmembrane transporter activity
Source: RefSeq, a predicted model, not a curated record
CUCCCUUCCCCCGCUCCCUCUUGGGAGCUUCGUUUCGGUGGCUGCUGGUGCCGCUGCUGCUGUAGCGAAGGGAGCUGUCCAGCAGCCAGCGCUCCUGAAAUCCCGGCAUCUCUCCAUUAACCACAAUGUAAGAGCAAUGAGAACAGCUCCACCAAACCCAGCCCGGCAAUGGAGGAUGAUUUAUUCCAGCUAAGACAGCUGCCGGUGGUCAAGUUUCGCCGCACAGGGGAAAGUUCCAGGUCAGACGAAGAUGCCCUUUCAGGAGAGCAUGAAAUUCAGAUUGAAGGUGUUCGGACAGAGCUAGAGGCUGUAGAGCUAGAGGAUGGAGCUGCAGUGCCAAAGGAAUUUGCCAAUCCAACUGAUGAUACUUUUAUGGUGGAAGAUGCGGUGGAAGCCAUCGGGUUUGGGAAAUUCCAGUGGAAGCUCUCUGUUCUUACCGGAUUAGCAUGGAUGGCAGAUGCAAUGGAAAUGAUGAUUCUAAGUAUCCUAGCUCCUCAGCUUCAUUGUGAGUGGCGAUUACCAAGCUGGCAGGUUGCAUUGCUUACAUCGGUGGUGUUUGUGGGAAUGAUGUGCAGCUCUACACUCUGGGGAAACAUUUCAGACCAGUAUGGCAGAAAAACUGGGCUAAAGAUCAGCGUGUUCUGGACCCUGUACUAUGGGAUCCUCAGUGGUUUUGCACCAGUAUACAGUUGGAUCCUUGUGCUCAGGGGACUGGUGGGCUUUGGAAUUGGAGGGGUACCUCAGUCAGUAACCUUAUAUGCUGAAUUCCUUCCAAUGAAAGCUAGAGCAAAAUGCAUUUUAUUAAUAGAGGUCUUUUGGGCCAUUGGGACUGUAUUUGAAGUCCUCCUUGCAGUGUUUGUGAUGCCCACUCUUGGCUGGCGUUGGCUGCUCAUUCUUUCUGCUGUUCCACUCUUGCUGUUUGCCAUCUUAUGUUUUUGGCUGCCAGAAAGUGCAAGAUAUGAUGUAUUAUCUGGAAACCAAGAAAAGGCUAUUGCCACUUUGAAGCGGAUAGCAGCAGAAAAUGGAGCUCCAAUGCCUUUGGGAAAAUUAAUCAUUUCCAGACAGGAAGACCGGGGGAAAAUGAGGGACCUUUUCACACCCCAGUUUAGAUGGACAACAUUGUUGCUUUGGUUUAUAUGGUUUUCCAAUGCCUUUUCUUAUUAUGGGUUAGUUUUAUUAACUACAGAGCUCUUUCAAGCAGGGGAUGUCUGCAGCAUUUCCAGUAGAAGGAAAGCAGUUAAAGCAAAAUGCAGCCUGGCCUGUGAGUAUCUGACAGAGGAAGACUACACUGAUCUGCUCUGGACCACUUUAUCGGAGUUCCCAGGUGUUCUGGUGACCCUCUGGAUUAUUGAUCGGAUAGGCCGUAAAAAAACCAUGGCGCUGUCCUUUUUUGUCUUCUCGUUUUGUAGUCUUCUGUUAUUUCUCUGCGUUGGAAGAAAUGUUCUUACCGUGCUGCUCUUCAUCGCAAGAGCUUUCAUUUCAGGAGGAUUUCAGGCUGCUUAUGUUUACACUCCUGAGGUUUACCCAACAGCUACUCGUGCUCUGGGCCUAGGAACAUGCAGUGGAAUGGCCAGAGUGGGAGCCUUAAUAACUCCAUUUAUUGCACAGGUGAUGCUGGAAUCUUCAGUCUAUUUAACUCUGGUGGUUUACAGUGGAUGCUGCCUGUUGGCAGCCGUGGCUUCCUGUUUUUUGCCCAUUGAAACAAAAGGGCGUGGUCUGCAGGAGUCCAGCCACAGAGAAUGGGGACAAGAGAUGGUUGGGAGAGGAUCCCACAACAUGGGAGUCACCAGGUCAAAUUCUGGAUCACAGGAAUGAUAGGACAUGAGCCCCCCCGGCCCCUUGCAAGGAAGGAUGAAACAAGCAAGAAUUGUAUUUUUAAAAACCAAGCGUAUAAAGCCGACCGUGCAGUCACUGCCAAUGUCAGGUGUUAAAAUGCAGGAACUUUUGAUUUGGACCUAAGCAAAUUGUGUCUUUACUACUCUUUGCUCACACUCAUAAAAAUUUACUUGUGUAACGAGAGACAUUUGAUCAGGAUGUCAUUUGAAGUUCAGAGAGAAGGGCUUUUUUAAUAGUCUGUUGUGCUUGCAUGGUCAGAUACUGAGCUUAAAAUGUCCUGUGUCAAGCAAAUAGCUAACUGAAUGCAAUUCAGUAUCAGCUGUAAAAUUUAAAAAAAAACAGUACUUUUGAUGCCUAAAAGCAAAAGAUUAAUAUUUACUGUGUACCUGGCAUAACACACGGUGGGUUCCAUACACUACAGAAUAGGGUUUUUAAAUGAGAUGCCUGCCUUGCACUUUUUAGUCAUCAACAACAACAUGUUGUAACAGCAAACCAACCAAUGCUUUCCAGUUCCCUUGCCUAUAAGUUCUGUUCCUUGGAAAUUACCAGGCACUGAGAAGGUUGUUUGGCACGUAUCUUGAGUGUUUGCUUUCCUCAAGGCAGAGUAGUUUGAGUCUGUGAAGAGUGCUGUUGGAUGCAGAGAUGGGACACUAUAUGAGAAAUGUAAAUUCUAGCAGUUUGGAACAGAAUUUAACUUUUCUAACAUUGCCAGAAGCAUUGAGCCCUCUGUCUGUUGCAUUGGUGAAGACUGCUUCAGCUGUCCUGAUGUCUCUGUGUGUGUGGAGAUGCACGCUGUGGUUUACUGCAUGGGUCCAGGUAUGUUUCUGUUCAAUUUGCAUAAGUACGUUGCCAUAGUGAUGUA